Messenger RNA from Artibeus jamaicensis (Jamaican fruit-eating bat), 8521 nucleotides. It is a transcript of the gene TSC1, whose product is annotated as TSC complex subunit 1. Gene Ontology annotation, cellular component: TSC1-TSC2 complex. Bases 473 to 3949 code for a protein of 1158 amino acids. Gene Ontology annotation, biological process: regulation of cell cycle; negative regulation of cell population proliferation; negative regulation of TOR signaling. The transcript is spliced from 23 exons. The record is from RefSeq and is a predicted model, not a curated record. Lineage: Eukaryota; Metazoa; Chordata; Mammalia; Chiroptera; Phyllostomidae.
UAUAAACUCUCCUCGUUAUUUCUUGACUGGUCUCCAUUAUCAUUAAUGAGAAGCAAGGCCUCUUCAGUCCAACGGGGCUGCGGACGGUAGUCGUCUGUCGUUGGGCUCGAGGGAGAGGCGAGACCCCGCUGGGGACUCUUUGUCCUGGCGGAGGCUGCGGCGGGCCGUGGUCAUUUCACGACGGGGGAGGUGCUGUACGUCCAAGAUGGCGGCGCCCUGUAGGCUGGAGGAACUGUGAGGUAAACAGCUGAGGGGGAGGAGACGGUGGUGACCAUGAAGGACACCAGGUUGACAGCACUGGAAACCGAAGUACUAACUGUCCCCAGAAUAGGUGGUUUCUUCUGGGGAAGAACGAGCCCGUAUUGUUGCACUGUCAUCUUCCUUCCCCUCAGUCUGGUUGCGGCGCCAAUGAAGAGCCUUCGGAGUCUGUAGCACACGUCCCGGCCCCGGCGCAGCACGUCUGUGGGAGAGGAUGGCCCAGCAAGCGAACCUCGGGGAGCUCCUCUCCAUGCUGGACUCCCCCGUGCUGAGUGUGCGCGAUGACGUCACCGCCGUCUUUAAAGAGAACCUCAAUUCUGACCGCGGUCCGAUGCUCGUGAACACCUUGGUGGACUAUUACCUGGAAACCAGUUCUCAGCAAGUUUUGCACAUCCUGACUACCUUGCAAGAGCCACACGAUAAGCACCUCUUGGACAAGAUGAACGAAUAUGUGGGCAGAGCCACCUCUCGGUUGCCCACCCUCUCAUUGCUGGGGCACGUCAUCCGGCUGCAGCCGUCCUGGAAGCAUAAGCUCUCUCAAGCACCUCUCCUACCUUCUCUGCUGAGAUGCCUCAAGGUGGACACUGACGUCAUCGUCCUCACGACCGGGGUCCUGGUGCUGAUAACCAUGCUGCCGAUGAUCCCUCAGUCAGGGAAACAGCACCUGCACGACUUCUUUGACAUCUUCGGCCGUCUUUCGUCAUGGUGCCUGAAGAGACCAGGCCACGUGGCAGAGAUCUCCCUCGUCCACCUCCACACCAGUGUUUACGCUCUCUUUCACCGCCUCUACGGGAUGUACCCAUGCAACUUUGUCUCCUUUCUGCGCUCUCACUACAGCAUGAAGGAGAACCUGGAGACCUUUGAGGAAGUGGUCAAGCCAAUGAUGGAACAUGUGCGGAUUCACCCAGAACUAGUGACCGGAUCCAAGGACCAUGAACUGGACCCUCGGAGGUGGAAGAAAUUAGAAACCCACGAUGUCGUGAUCGAAUGUGCCAAAAUCUCUCUGGACCCGAUGGAAGCCUCGUAUGAAGACGGCUACUCUGUGUCUCGCCGCCAGUCAGCCCGCUGCCCUCACCGUCCCGCUGAUGUCCCCGCCAGCCCUUAUGCUGACACACCAAACAGCUACGGGAGUGCGACGUCCACCCCUCACCCCUCGGCCCGGCCCUUGUUGUCCAGCACACCGGGGCAGCUGCCCCCACCUCUGAGCUUCCCCGCGCCGCCGCAAGCUGCGCUCUGGAGCCCGUCUGUGGCGUGUGGCAUGACCACUCCUCCGACCUCUCCUGGAACUGUUUCGUCCGACGCGUCGCACCCUUACAGUAAAGUCUUCGGAGGAAAAGGGACGCCCCUGGGCACCCCCGCCACCUCUCCUCCUCCGGCCCCGCUCUGUCACACCGAAGACUUCGUGCACGUGUCCCUCCCCCAGCUGGCAGCUGUGCCCCCCCGGAAGGAGGAGAGAGCGGACGUGGCCCGGCCCAGCCUGCACAGACAGCAGCACGUCCCGAGCGACCGCGGGCCAGAAGAGCUCUCUGGCAACAAAGGCUCUGUCACUCUUAGCGACCUUCCAGAGUUUCUGGGCGACCUGGCCUCUGGAGAAGACAGCAUUGAGAAAGAUAAAGAGGAAGCGGCAAUAUCUAAAGAACUUUCGGAGAUCACCCCAGCUGAUGCCGAGCCCCUGGUCCCUCGAGGAGGCUUCGACUCUCCCUUCUACCAGGACAGUGUCUCGGGCUGUCCCAGGAAGACCCCUUCUAGCACCUCCAGUGUCCAGGGUGCCUUUGUGCACCCCGAGCCUUCCAACUCCUCCCUGGACAAGCUGGGACCUGACACACCGAAGCAAGCCUUUACUCCCAUAGAGCUGCCUGGUGCGGGCACCGAUGAAGGCCCUGCUGGGCACAGGGGGUGCCAGACCCCCCUGGAGACCAGUAUCAUCACUCCCAGCCCUUAUAAAAUUCCUCUUCAGAGGGGCCCACGCUUUGGAAGUGGGCAGCCUCCCCUCUACGAUCAUCUUUUCGAGGUGGCAUUGCCAAAGACUGCCCAUCACUUCAUCAGCAAGAAGACUAAGGACCUGUUAAAGAAAGUGAGAGGAAACGCAGAGGAAGACCUCACGCCCUCUGCCUCCCCACUGGAGAUCCUGGACAGGCUGAUCCAGCAGGGGGCCGACGCGCACAGCAAGGAGCUGAGCAAGUUGUCUUUACCCAGCAAGUCUGCCGACUGGACCCACUUUGGAGGCUCUCCUCCCGCAGAUGAGGUCCGCACCCUCCGUAACCAGUUGCUUUUACUGCACAACCAGUUGCUCUAUGAGCGCUUUAAGAGGCAGCAGCACGCCGUCCGGAACAGGCGGCUCCUCCGCAAGGUGAUCAGAGCGGCGGCUCUGGAGGAGCACAACGCGGCCAUGAAAGAUCAGUUGAAGUUACAAGAGAAAGACAUCCAGAUAUGGAAGGUUAGUCUACAGAAGGAACAAGCCAGAUACAGCCAGCUGCAGGAGCAGCGGGACACCGUGGUCAGCCAGCUGCACAGCCAGAUCAGGCAGCUGCAGCAUGACCGAGAAGAAUUCUACAACCAGAGCCAGGAAUUGGAGACAAAGCUGGAGGACUGCAGGAACAUGGUUGCCGAGCUGCGGCUGGAGCUUAAGAAGGCCAACAGCAAGGUGUGCCACACCGAGCUGCUGCUCAGCCAGGUGUCUCAGAAGCUCUCAAAUAGCGAGUCGGUCCAGCAGCAGAUGGAGUUUCUGAACAGGCAGCUGCUGGUUCUCGGGGAGGUCAACGAGCUGUAUCUGGAACAGCUGCAGAACAAGCAUUCGGACACCACCAAGGAAGUGGAGAUGAUGAAAGCUGCAUAUCGGAAAGAACUAGAAAAGCACAGAAGCCACGUGCUCCAGCAGAGUCAGAGGCUCGACACCUCCCAGAAACGGAUUUUGGAGCUGGAGUCUCAGCUGGCCAGGAAGGACCACCUUCUUCUAGAGCAGAAGAAGUACUUGGAGGAUGUCAAGCUGCAGGCCAGAGGGCAGCUGCAGGCCGCAGAGAGCAGGUAUGAGGCUCAGAGAAGGGUCACCCAGGUGUUUGAACUGAAGAUCCUAGACUUAUAUGGCAGGUUGGAGAAAGACGGCCUCCUGAAAAAACUUGAAGAUGAGAAAACAGAAGCAGUAGAAGCAGCAGAAGAAAGGCUCGACUGUUGUAAUGACAGCUGCUCAGACUCUGUGACAGUGCACAGUGAAGAGGCAUCUGGCCGCAAUGGUGAGACCAAGCCCCCCAGGCCUUGCAGCACCCGGGGCGCUGGGGGAGGCAGAGGAGGUGGGGGCAGCAGCAGCAGCAGCAGCAGCCAGCUCUCCAGCCCGGAGAAACCGCCGAACCCGAGGGCUGGCCCGUUCAGCAGUUGGUGGGAAGGUGCCACGGGCGAGCCCUCCGCCGGCCUCCCCGCGACUGUUGGCUCACUUCCUAGUUCAAAAAGCUUCCUGGGCAUGAAGGCUCGAGAAUUGUUUCGUAAUAAGAGCGAGAGCCAGUGUGAUGAGGAUGGCGUGGCCAUUGGCAGCCUCUCCGAGACACUAAAGACAGAGCCGGGCAAAGAUUCGGGUCUGGAAGCCAAGACUCCCCUGUACCCCGACAGCCCACACCCGUGUCCCCCGAACCCGAACCCGGACAGUGUUGGACAGCUCCGCAUCAUGGACUACAAUGAGACUCAUCCUGAACACAGCUAAGGCGGGGUGAUCAGUGUUAGCCUGCGUGCUCAGGCACAGGCCGGGAGGCGGGGCCUUCUCAGCGCUCCUGCUCCCGGGGUUUGUGCGGUGGUUCACUUGGUGGAAGAAAGAUGCAGGGCCUUUUGACAGCUCAUCAGUGCAGGAUGGUUUCUGGAUCUAGUAUUGAAAUGCCUCGUAAUCCACCCCACCCCCCGUAGUUUUCCCAGCAGUGUGAACCAGCCCCAGGGCCGGUUCGCAUUCCUUAGCAGCUUUGCUCCCGUCCUCCCCCAGUGGCUGGGCCCUUUGAACCAGUGCAAUAUGAGGCCAGAUUUCAAGUCUGUCACGCCACUCACUCCUCCUGAGCUCAGGUGGCUGGGCUGGCUCCCCAUUAGCCAGGUGACAGGUGGCACUGAGGGAAUGCACUGUCCACCCUUUCCAGAGGAGGUAGUGCACAAAGCCGACGUCUUCAUGUGGACACUUGUACAGGAGUGGACACUUGUACAGGAGACUUCUGCUGCUUCUGGUUCUGAAGUUAGGCAUCUGAAGCAGCAGGUUAGAACAGUGGUUCAGUCACCCUUACGGUCUUUGGCGGUUCCAAUAAGCUUUCUAGAAGUUCUUUGUGAACAGAGGUCUGUUGCUGGAAAACCUGGAGCCGGCACUGUGGAGACUACAGUCCCCGUUGGGGACACUGUCUGCUUCCCACUACCUCUCAUUUAUUCGGCGUGUGCUCAAAAACUGGUCCUGUUAGGACUGCGGGCUGGGGUGUGGGGCGAGCCUGCCGUGUGCAGGGUAGAAGGGUGGGGACCUGGGUAGUUUCCUGAGAAAUGCGCGUGGACGAGGCGCUGCCCAGGGCUGGCUCUGCCUGCUCCCCGCGAGUCCCUGCCCUGCAGCAGAGAGGCUGUGGGGCCGGAGGGUUUCCUCAGCGCGCCCGUGGCUGGUGCCGCUCAGGCAGUCAGGGCUGUCUUGCUUAAGCAGCGUCUCGGCCGGCGGGAAGGUAACAGCUUUUUACCGCAGUUCUGACUCAAGGGCCGACUUUCCGGGCGGCAUGAGGCCACUGCCCCCGACACGUUAGUGGUGGCGGAGCGGUUUCCAGCAGAGCCCUGCCUCGCAGACAAAGGCUGGCAGCCCACACGCACUCGGGAGAGGUGACACCCGGCAGGACACUGACAGUGGCAGAGGAUCCGAACUAGUCAGAAGCUUCUAAAAUAAAUGCUGGAAGCCUAAGAGUGUUGUCCUGGUGUUCCAGGGGCAGUGAGGAGAAGUGGGCGGGGAAAGUCGGUGCGCUCAGUCUUCCUCUCCGUUCUUGGAGUUCACAUCUGGAAGGUUCAGCCGCGAGGAAGGAGAAGACACGUGAUGGUGGGAAGUCUUUCUGUCCGUGGGAGCUUCCGGCUCAGGAGGGCAAAACCUCUGUUUUUCAAGCAUGGCAGCAAGUAUUCUGGUCUCCCCUGCCAGGUGGGGCUGGAGGAGGAGGUUCCAUGCCAUCGAGACUGUGUGAGCAGGACCCCUGCCUGCCUGGGACAGGGCAUGUGGGCGUGACCAGCGUGGGCCCAGCCUGCGGAAGGCUGUCCCUGGGUGUGGUGCUGCCCCGCCGUGUGUACUCCCCAGGGAGCGUCCCACCGUCUGCUCAGUCCACAUGCGUCCUAAGGAAAGCUGAAAGACUGCCUAGUUCAGGUUCAGAGAGGAAAACUACAAUAGAAUUAGGAGGAAGAUGGCUCAGAGGAACUGCUGAAACCCUUCUAAAUGUGGGCCCUCCCCAGGCCUGGGAGAGCAGGACCCCAGCGCUUAAUCAACGCCUCAUCUCGUGCUGGUGGGCAGAGACAAGGGGACCCGUGGAAAGAAAGGGCCUCUUUUACAUGUGCAGGUUGUGAGAAUGCAGAGAAGGCCGUGGGGGGAAGUGGGCCGGGGCCCAUGGUGGGCUCUGGGCCGGGGCCCCGGCACAUGCCUCCAGCCUGGGUGUCUGUCUGCUCCGCUUUCCAGCCGCAGCAGGGGAGCUGCUGGGUUUUGUGCCGCCAAGGCUGUGACGCCAAGGCUGUGACGCCAGCCUGGAGUCACCUGGAAGUCAGCCCAGAAUUAUAGGCUUUUGUUUUGCAAAGGGCUUGGUAGUCAGGUUUUGCUUGGUUUUAGAAUCGAUAAACCUGCUAAGAGUAAAAAGGCAUUUUUCAGGGUGGAAAGGGGACUGUGGAGGAAGGCCCAUGAAUUGGCCUAGGGACAGACCAGGCAGGGGCGCGAGGGCGGAACCCAGGCUGGCAGGGCUCUGGCCCUCGCACACGCUGGGUUGGACAGCCUCUGUUCAGAGCUGAGCACGCUGCCUGGCUAGCGCUGUUUGCCAGAGUCCUGGUCCCACCUGAUACCAAGCGGGGUCGGCCCAGACCCUGAGAAGAUGGGAGGCCGCCUCUUGGGCGGUGUGAGGUUUUAUGAAAGGAUCACUACAGUCUCGUGGGGGUGGGGGAGGGGAGAGCGGUGUGGUCUCUGUAGGGAAGAUGCACCCACCCCUCCACCUGCUGUAGGUUGGUGCGAGGGUCUGCGUCAAAUGUGAACUGCAGCUUGAAAGGGCUUUGAGUGGGCCCUUCCGUGACGUGCAAAUCGCUGCUGCAGGCCAGGGGGACUUGCUGGUGCCGGGAGCAAACUGCCUGGAGCUCCAAGGCCGGAGAGGAAGGCUGCUGCUCGGUGGCCAGGGUUACAGAGCUCUUUGUGCAGGGGAGGCAGCCAGCCUGCCCAGGAGGGUGGGUGGACGUGACCUCCCUGGGCUUGUCAUAGUUUUUCGGGAGAGAAAACUGCUGAGACCUCGGAAUAGUGGCUGAGGGUUCUUCCUGGGCGCUCUGAGCAGAGGGACAGGACAGGUAAGCUGCUUUUGAGGCUGGGUUACAAGUGCUGUCUUCAGGGGGUGCUGUUUCUGGGACCCCACAGUGGGGUCCCAGAAACCACUGACCACGGAGAAGUCAGCCCACGUGCCACCUUGGUCACUGUGGCCACAUACUCCCGGGCAGACAGGACAGCAGGAAAUGGAACUCCAGAUUGGCUGUCAGGCAGCAGCACUCGGAGUUUCAGUGUUCUUGUGGAGAAGGAUGGAAGCAGCAGCCACGUGGGAGGUGGUGAUGGACUAGAUGGGCCCACUGCCACUCGAGGACCUGGCAGCUGGACUGAGGCCGGCGGGGUUUCUGGGAGGAGAGUCUAAUGACUGUGCUCACACCAGCCCUCGGAAGGCCCCCAGACCCUGGGACAGACCGCUCUACGCCGAAGGAGUGGGACCAGGUGGAAGGCUGUGCUGCGCAGACGCUGCGCCUGCGCGCGCACCAGGAAGCGGUGAGAGUGCAGGCUGACUGCAGCGGGGUUCGGGCGCAGUGAAGACUUGGUCCAGACUGCGGUGGCGGUGCUGUGCCGCCGUGCGCAGUGCGCAGAGGUGGAGGCUGGCCUUCUCCCCAGAGUGGUCCCCGGAGAGGCCUGGGCCUGCCCAGGAGUGCGUCUCCGGUGGGGGAGGGUGUCUCGCUGGGCGGUCUGCAUCAGCACUGCGGGCCCUGCUGCAUUUUCGCUCGUUGAGGUGCAGGCUUUAAAACCAGCAGUGAGUGCUGGAAAACGUGUCUGGUCUGAAGACGUCCGUGUACUUGUUUACAUCCAGAGUUCUGUGACCCCCCCCCCCAAACACAUGCACUGCUGCAGAGGAGUUGAUUGCCCCCGAGGAAACUUCUCCCCUGAGGGUGAAGGAGCCAGUUGAGGUCUCUGCUUGGCCCCUGGGCUGCUGCUGUGACCCUUGCCCUAGGUGGCUCCGUCCCCAGCCACGACUGGCCUGCCCAGAGCGAGCAGUGUUUCUGGCUCUCCCACACCAUCCCACUGGCCAUUGGUGCGCACUCCCCAGAGAUGGGUGGCAGCAGCUGCAUGGGUACCUGCCCUGGAGGACCGAGCCCUGCCCCUGCCGCUGCCGCAGCCACCACUGGCAGCCCCGACAGGAGUUGAAGAGGCAGAGGCCCUUCCCGCCCCCUCCCCUCCCCUGCCCAGUGCCACAAACUGGCCCGUACUCCGGGCUCUUUGGGAUAGCUCAGAGGAGACCCCUGAGAGUUUGAGACGCCCCAGGCCACUCCCAGCUCCCCUCCCUCCACACGGCGCUUGGACAGGAGGGUGCAUGCUGCUCUGCACGGCCGGUGCUCUGGCGUGUCUGGCGGGCAGCCGGGCAUCUGCACGAGGAGGGGUCAUGGGUCACUUUUCAGAGGACCUCUGUGGACAGAGACAUCCCGGAGGCACCGGUUCUGCCGUCAUAAUCUAGUUUUCUAACUUAAUCAUGGAGCCGGUAUGUGCGGCUGACUUGCAGUGAAGAGGUUCCAUCACUGAAAAACAGAUUGUUUUUUAACUGACUGUUUUUAGUUAAACUUUAAAAAGUCAUCUCUUGUCAGAAGGUUUAAACCUUCCCGUCUGGAUCGUAAAAGCAUGUCACACAGUCCACAUCCAGUGCCGUGAACGUGAACUACAAGAGAACAUGGUACAAUCUUAGUGAGUGGGGACUGGAAUCGAAAGGGUUUGCUGUCCUUAGAAUGUUCUAAAAUGUCGAGGCAGUUGCUUGUGUUUAACUGUGAACAAAUAAAAAUUUAUCGUUUUGCACUA